This is a messenger RNA of Striga hermonthica, 1632 nucleotides long. The record is from the annotation of a GenBank genome assembly. NCBI's taxonomy places the organism in Eukaryota, Viridiplantae, Streptophyta, Magnoliopsida, Lamiales, Orobanchaceae.
AUGAGGGACGCCCUCCAGAUCUCCGCCUUGCCGGAGGAGCCCAAGUUCGAGCUCCCCGUGGACUCGGAGCACCGCGCCAAGACCCUCAGGAUCUUAGAAAUCCAGAAAAUGAGGGAGGCCCUCGAGAUCUCCUCCUCUCCGGAGGAGCCCAAGUUCGAGCUCCCCGUGGACUCGGAGCACCGCGCCAAGACCCUCAGGAUCUUCUCCUUCGCGGGUCCCCACAUGCGUUCGUUCCACCUGGCCUGGCUCUCCUUCUGCACCUGCCUCGUCUCCACGUUCGCCGCCGCCCCGCUCGUCCCGAUCAUCCGCGACAACCUGGGCCUCACCCGCUCGGACGUUGGGGCCGCCGGCGUGGCCUCCGUCUCCGGCAGCAUCUUCUCUCGACUCGUCAUGGGGUUCGCGUGCGACCUCGUGGGCCCACGUUACGGCUGCGCCUUCGUCAACCUCCUGGUGGCACCCGUCGUGUUCUCGGUUGCGCUGGUGACUGACGCGGGCGGGUACGUGGCGGUCCGGUUCAUGAUCGGGGUGUCCCUGGCGACGUUCGUGUCGUGCAGCUACUGGACAAGCGUCAUGUUCGCGGGGCCCAUCAUAGGGACUGUCAAUGCGGUGGCUGCCGGGUGGGGGGACAUGGGGGGCGGGCUCACCCAGCUCAUCAUGCCGUUCCUUUUUCAUAUGAUCAAGGUGGCGGGGGCCACGCCGUUCACCGCGUGGCGGAUCGCCUUCAUGGUGCCGGGCUGGCUGCAUGUCAUCGUCGGGGUCAUGGUCCUUACUCUGGGCCAGGACUUGCCGGAUGGGAACCUUGCCGCCCUGCAAAAGAGUGGCGAAGUCGCCAAAGACAAGUUUUCCAAGGUAUUCAAGCAUGCUGUGUCCAACUACAUAACGUGGGUGUUCUUCCUCGUCUACGGUUUUUCCAUGGGAGUCCAGCUCUGCUCAAACAAUGUUCUUACCGAAUACUUCUAUGACAGGUUCAACCUGAAGCUCCACACCGCGGGAACAGUAGCCGCAGCCUUCGGCAUGACCAAUUUCUUCGCCCGGCCCCUUGGCGGCUACGCCUCGGACAUGGCUGCCCGGAGGUUCGGGAUGCGUGGCCGCCUGUGGGUGCUGUGGGUGUUCCAAACUCUGGGGGGCAGCUUCUGCAUCUGGCUGGGGAAGGCCGAGUCCCUACCCCUAGCCGUACUGUCCAUGCUCCUCUUCUCGAUGGGGGCACAGUCCGCCUGCGGUGCCACCUACGGCAUCAUCCCCUUCGUCUCCCGACGGGCCCUGGGCCUCAUAUCGGGCCUGACGGGGGCAGGUGGCAACUUCGGGGGCGGCCUGGCCCAGCUGGUGUUCUUCUCGUCGACCCGGUUCUCUGCAGGGGAGGGGCUGACGUACAUGGGGAUGUUGGCGGUGGCAGGGACACUGCCGGUGGCGCUGGUCCACUUCCCGCAGUGGGGGAGCAUGUUUGUGGGGCCGUCGGAGGAGUGGACGGAGGAGAGGUACUACGAGGGCGAGUGGAGUGAGGAGGAGAGGGAGAGAGGGCUGCACCACGGGAGCCUCAAGUUCGCCCACAACAGCCGCACCGAGAGGGGGAGAUCAAGGGCCGUGGUCGCCGCCGCUUCUGGGACACCCGGCUCCACCCCGCUCCAUGUUUAG